GUAGUUGAAAGAGAGCACUCGACCAAGAGAAUGCCGUGUAUUCAUUACUUCUUGCCUAAGCAGAAAUAAAUAUUGUAUUGAAUCUCAUUUCAUUGUUAUCUUUUACAAAAGUUUAUUGGUAAAAUUGGUGUAUUUUCGGUGCGCAAGCUUUAUUGUUUUAACAAAAUGUGCCAAGUUGAUUUUAGUUAUAGUGUAAAUUUGAAUUUGUAUUUUAUCAGUUGGUAUAUCUCAGUGUGUAUACAACUUGUCGCUGAUUCAGCCGGAGACUAUUCAGAAUGUCACCGAGAAUCUACAUACAUAUUUAGGCCACUCAAACAGUUUUUUUUUAAAACCAUAAUACCGCCGAUUACUGGGGACAGUCUAAAGAGCAUGUCCCAGGUUCCAUUAAUAACUGAAGACCGAACUACUAAUGGGGAAAAUGAUCCUCACAAUAAAGUCAUAUUGGAAGUUGGCUUACCUGGAGACACCUGGAAGUACUGCGUAGAUCGGCAAACUUUAGCAGAUAAGUCAGAAUGGUUUCGCGCUCUACUUAUGGGAGAAAUGGCUCCUCCUCCAAGCAACCCACCACCAAUUAUUUGUUUACAGCACGUAGAAAAACGUGCUUUUGAUCAUCUCUUCAAAUAUUUUCGCGAGGAACCAAUAAACUUUCAUUCUGUUUUAACUGCACGAGCAACUUUGGAUGCUGCUCAUUACUACCUAUGUCCAGAACUCGCAGUAAUAGCCGUUGAAUACAUAAUCAAAAAUUUAAACUCAUCAACAGUUCUCAAUGUUUAUCACGGACUCAGUCUUUACGCUUUAACUGAUGUCGAUGUAAACGAACAAAUUCCAUCUGCGCCACCCGAAAAUGAUACUGCUGAAAUUGCUGUAGCAUGCACUAGACUCCUCAUGGCCUGCCUGGCAGUAAUUGAUUCCGCACCGGAUCAAGUGCUACGUCAAGAAGGCUUUGAAGAAUUGACUGUUGAGGAAAUCGCGAGUCUCGCUUCUAGAGAUGACCUCAGACUUGCCAAAGAAAGCGUUCUGUUCGGAGCACUUGAGAAGUGGGCAGCUUCUGAAUGUAGAAGACGUGGCAUCGAGCCAACGUCUCACAAUAAACGUUCGGCGCUUUCUGAUGAAAUUUGGUACAGUGUAAGAUAUCUUCUUAUGAAUGAUCAAGAAUUUAUUCAAGGUCCGAUGGCCAGUGGAAUUUUGUCAAGCGAAGAAUCGGCUGCCAUCGUGGCCAAAAUUCUUGGGCACAGUAACCAGCAGGAUAAUGAUCAAUUAGCGCGAUGUAUUGCACCGUACAGGCUAUCGACGACACCUCGUCGACGGAAAACACCCACCAAAGCUAAGUCUGGCAUAAAGCCUGGUAAAAAAGAACGUGAAGAUAAUAAAAAAAAUAGAAGAAAAGAAUGUACUAGUCAAGGUCAGCGAGCUUGCGCUCGCGUGGGCGACUUGGUUGUUCGAGUUCUCGCUUGUGUUUUCGACUGAUGUGAGACCCACAGAGACUAUUAGGUUUAUUUAAAUUAUAUUUUUAUUUCAGCUCUUAGUAUUUUUAUUACUUAAAACUUAACGUGAUAUCAGACUGACAAUUUUUAUUUUAUUUUUAUUUUUUGUUACUGAAAAGAUACAAAAGAUCCUGUUGAUCUCAAAUAAUUAUUUAAAUAGUAAUAGAGAAAAAUCGUGUUGAUUUAUUUGAAUAAUUAAAAUUUUAUAUGGCUAAAUACGUAAUUGAAUAUAUUAAUUAGUUUUGUAUAGAAUCUGUGACAUCUCUCAGUAAUUUGUUGUAUGCGAUACGCUGUGAAAAAUUUGCGGAGUAAAUCUGGAGUUAAUGCGGAGCAGAUGAAACUCCGAAAAGGAGUUUACUUUGAUAUUAAAAUGCAGUUUUUUUUAAUUACGGAAUUCCAAGUGACGGAGUGAAGUCGGAUUGAAAUAAAAUCCAGAUCACUCCGAAAUCACUGCGCUAAAAAAACAAACUCUAUAUUUACUCCUAUGCAAAGUCAUUUUUUUGAACUCCGAGUGGCAAAGUGAAUUUAGAUCAAAAUAAAAUCCAGAUCACUAUAAGAUCUCUGAGCUAAAAA
This is a messenger RNA of Microplitis mediator, 2057 nucleotides long. It is a transcript of the gene axed, whose product is annotated as BTB/POZ domain-containing protein 6-A. The coding region runs from base 166 to 1467 and encodes 433 amino acids. Gene Ontology annotation, molecular function: protein binding. Gene Ontology annotation, cellular component: cytosol. The transcript has 5 exons. The record is from RefSeq and is a predicted model, not a curated record. Lineage: Eukaryota; Metazoa; Arthropoda; Insecta; Hymenoptera; Braconidae. Gene Ontology annotation, biological process: neurogenesis.